Messenger RNA from Tachysurus vachellii, 876 nucleotides. It is a transcript of the gene commd9, whose product is annotated as COMM domain containing 9. The transcript is spliced from 6 exons. Bases 60 to 650 code for a protein of 196 amino acids. NCBI's taxonomy places the organism in Eukaryota, Metazoa, Chordata, Actinopteri, Siluriformes, Bagridae. The record is from RefSeq and is a predicted model, not a curated record.
UAUCGGACUCGACUCGUAUUGAAGCCGAGUGAGGUCACGUGACAGUCACGUUCAUCAAGAUGGCUCCUCUAGCAGAAGAACAUUUCAGCUCAUUAAACCUUUUAUUAAAGGCUCCAUCCAAAGAUGUUGUGCGACAGAUCUGCACAGACAGUUUCACUACAAGGGUGCACGAGUCCCAGAGUGUGAUAGACAGCACUGCUCGUGCACUGUCUGUGUCCAGCACCGAGGCCAUGCAGGUGUUGGCAGCAUUUCACACGCUUUCGCAUCACGUGGUGUUCCACAAUUUUACAGCACCAGAACAAAUCCAGUCUCUUUUCCCAGCUACUUUCCACUCAAACCUCAAAAAUCUCAUCACAAAGAUCCUGCUUGAACAAAGCGCAACAUGGAGAAAUGAGGCUUUGUCCAGUCAGAUCUCUCUGCCACAGCUUGAAGACUUGGAGUGGAGGGUGGACAUGAAGAUGGCGUCUGACUCUGUGAGCCGCAUGGCUGUGCCUACCUGUAUCCUGCACAUGAAGAUCCAAGACGGAGGCAGUGUGAGCAGCAAAAGCAAGUCUUCAGUCACCGUGGAACUGAGCAAAGAAACUUUGGACACGAUGCUAGACGGACUGGGACGCAUCCGGGACCAGCUCUCUGCCGUGGCCGGGAAAUAGGACCACGUCGUUUACGGAUCAAUUAAACACACUCGGAGGACUAAAAAAAAUGAACUGCAUGAGAUACGAGUCUUUUUGUAACAGUCAGCAUCCCAGCCAGUUGGAUUAAUCCAUUUCCUUCUCACAACAUCAUGGAAACUCAGCUCCAGAACCAUUGGCACCCUAAAACCAAUUCACUUCUACUAGAUUAAUUUGUAAAACAAAUUAAAAGCACAGAAUUUGGGGA